Diceros bicornis minor is the source of this 2064-nucleotide messenger RNA. RefSeq names its product regulator of G protein signaling 20 (gene RGS20). NCBI's taxonomy places the organism in Eukaryota, Metazoa, Chordata, Mammalia, Perissodactyla, Rhinocerotidae. The coding region runs from base 1 to 1149 and encodes 382 amino acids. The transcript is spliced from 6 exons. The record is from RefSeq and is a predicted model, not a curated record.
AUGCCCCAGCUUUCCCAAGAGAACCAAGAGUGCCUCCAGAAACAUUUCUCCAGGCCAUCUAUGUGGAAGCAAUUUCUGCCCCUGCCUCAGGCUGAGGGAUAUAAUGCAAACAUUCAGCAAGCCAUGGAAAAUGAAGGUGGGACCAAGGCUGGGCAUGAUCUCCCAGACUCGCCCGCCGGCCCUGCACAGCUCCCAGACUCGCCCGCUGCCCCGAAGCUGCUCAGCCUCCUUUCCAGCACGCUCCCCGACCUCGCGCGGGUCUUCUCGCACCUUCUCCGGCGACACCCUCCUGAGGCUCCCCAGCGGCGCCUGGACUUCUCCUUCCCGCUUCCAGCCCUGCCGGUGGCUGGGCUCUGGCGGAGGCACGAGGAGCGGCCGGGUCGCCUCUCGCUCCUGCUCGGGGCAGCUCUGGCACUGCCCGGCCGACCCCCAAGGGGACACCUGCCCAGGGAAGAGGACGCCAGCGCUGAGCAGAGCUCGCCCAUGCCCCCGAUGGGAUCGGAACGGACGGAGAUGCGGAAGCGGCAGAUGCCUGCAGCCCAGGGGACAGCGGGCCCCACCCCCGGCCAGCACGGCGUGGGGACCCGAGGGCCCAAUGCUUGCUGCUUCUGCUGGUGCUGCUGCUGCAGCUGUUCUUGUCUCACUGUUAGAAACCAAGAAGAACAGAGAUCCAGGAGAGCUUCCUAUGAACUCAGAAGAGAAGACCUUCCAACCUGUGAAGAAAGCCCAAGUCCCACUCUGGAGGAAGCCAGCGCCUGGGCACAGUCCUUCGACAAGCUCAUGCUCACUCCGGCGGGCAGGAAGGCUUUCCGCGAAUUCCUCCGAACAGAAUUCAGUGAAGAAAACAUGCUUUUCUGGAUGGCGUGUGAGGAACUGAAAAAAGAAGCUAACAAAAACAGUAUUGAAGAGAAAGCCAGGAUAAUCUAUGAAGACUACAUUUCUAUUCUUUCUCCUAAAGAGGUCAGCUUAGACUCCCGAGUAAGAGAAGGCAUCAACAGGAACAUGGUGGAGCCAUCCCAACACAUAUUCGAUGAGGCCCAGCUUCAGAUUUACACCUUAAUGCACAGAGACUCAUAUCCCCGAUUCAUGAACUCUGCUCUCUAUAAAGACUUGCUUCAGUCCUUAUCUGAGAAAUCAGUUGAAGCAUAGGAUAUCAAACAUAUUUAUUAUUAAUAAAAUAAUAAAAGACUCAUGGACUAUGUCUAGUACAGGGAAUUAAGAGGUAGUAGUAUCUUCUGCUAGAGUAAUACUGGGGCUACUUUAAUAACAGAUGCUGCCUUCUACAGAAGGCUAUAUAGUCACAAUGUAAAUUGCAGCCACCUUUAGUGAUCCUUUUGAAAAAAUAGGGUAUGGCUGUCUUAGAAAGGUAGUAUAUUUACAAUAACAGUUGCGUAUUCUCAAUGGCAAAGGAUACACUAGAAGACUCCAUACUGCCUGGGGCAUGACCAGCCACGGGACCAAACAGGACUGCUUUCGUUUCACAUGAGUUCAGUACCUGACUACUCUCCUCCCCCAAAAAAGACAUUCAAGUGUUUCUCAGCUAAUUCUUCCAUCAAGCUCAGUUUUGAAUAUUUCACUUACCAGUAACAUUACAGGACCCAGAUUUUCAUUAUAUAAAGAUGUGACCACUACUUGUAAAAAUGGUAUUCCACUUUAUCCUGGAAUAUAGGUAUGUAGAUACACAUGCACACAUAUGUAUCUACACAUGGCUGAUGUGAAGCACUGGGCCCUUAAGUGGCUCUGUCUCACAUGUUUAAGAGAAGUGGGGUUAGAAAAUUUUUUUGUUGAAAAGUUACCAUUAUUUUAUUAACAGAAUCUGCCAACGUAAAGAAUGAACUUUUACAUUCACAACUUAGUCAUGUUCAUAACAAAACUUUCAAAGAAGCAUAUUUCUAUUUUUAUUAUUGAAAGAAAUAUGGGCAUUUUCACUCUAAAAAAAUAAAGCACAAGAGUUUUAUCUCAGUCUUUUUUUUCACAUGUAAAUAUUUGGGAAAUAUAAGAUGAAGUAAGGAGGGAUACACGCAUGGUAUCUUUUAGUUCCCAAACUAGGAUUUUGUUUUUAAA